CACCCAGGGGGAGGAUCCCCACCCAGGGGAGGGCCCCCCAGUGGCAGGACACAGACAUGCCGUACGAGGAGCUGAUAGCGAGGCUAGGCGAGGGGACCGUCCGUUUGUUUGACGUGAGGGAGCCGAUAGAACUGGUGGAGGAUGGGGAGAUACCGGGCGCGGUGAAUAUACCACUUGGGGAUGUUGAGGAGGCGUUCCAGCUGCCCCCUAGAGAGUUCCGGGAGAAGUACAGCUGUGAGAAGCCGGGGAAGGAUGAUGAUGAUGUGGUCACCAGCUGUCUGGCCGGCGUGCGGAGCUUCGACGCGCUCGAGACGCUACGGAAGCUCGGGUUUCACAAAGUGAAACACUACCCCGGUGGGUUCCUGGAAUGGUCGGAGCGAUGCGAACAGGAGUGGAAGGCGAAAGAUGAAACCAAGGACACCAAAAACUCCAUAGAGACCCCCACACCCGUAGAUAAAAAAGAAAGCGGGAACACAGAAAACCCCACAGCACCCCCCACCCCUCCCAACUCGAUACCUUCCCCACAAGACAAGACAGAAUUGUGAUGGCGUUAGACAUUUUUAACAGAUUUAAGGCCAUUUGGAUUUGAUCAAUGGAUGACAUUCUCACACGCAUCAAUUUUUGGCUGUUCCAAUAAAAGAUGUUUAUUAAUUUCAACCGUACUGGAUAUCGUACAAAUAGCUGCAAAAUGAGCCAGAACUAACUAUCUGAACAUUGACACUUACAUGUACAUUGUAUGUGCACAU
Messenger RNA from Branchiostoma floridae (Florida lancelet), 746 nucleotides. Its product is annotated as thiosulfate sulfurtransferase/rhodanese-like domain-containing protein 3. The transcript has 3 exons. The coding region runs from base 57 to 545 and encodes 162 amino acids. The record is from RefSeq and is a predicted model, not a curated record. Gene Ontology annotation, cellular component: mitochondrion. Gene Ontology annotation, molecular function: thiosulfate-cyanide sulfurtransferase activity. NCBI's taxonomy places the organism in Eukaryota, Metazoa, Chordata, Leptocardii, Amphioxiformes, Branchiostomatidae.